UUCGGGGCAGUCGCAUAUCUCUUGCACAAUCGUGUAAUGUUAUCGGAAUUCUUGAAAUAAGUUAAUUCCUCAUGAAUGAGGCAUGGUCGGACGUGCUGAUGCAGCGCCGGAGGCACAUGGGACACACGUCGAGGCUCCUGUAGCAUAAACAAACGUGCUCCGAAGUGCAACGUUGCACAUCCAUAGUCAGAACAGUCCGCGUCCGUCUACCAACUGCAUGUGAAGUGCGAAUGGACAAAAAUGUGCUAGUGAUUGUUUUAAUUAUCAAAACAGAUCCACAUAAUGUCUCCAGAAACGGAAACGAAAACAACUCAUUUAGACCCACCGGAGUUCAUGAAGAGUCUUACACAAUGCAGGAAUUGUCAUGUCAUCCACAAGUCCACUGAAGGGACAGAGUGCGACAAUAACAACAAUAACAAUAUAGAAACUAACCAACCUUUCAUAAAUGAGAACCACAACUCGGAUAAACCUUUAAGAAGGGUGCCGGAACUCUUCUGGCUCCGACGAUGGGAGAAACGGAUGGGCUUCGAAACAGAACUCAUCUGGUUGAACAUUAUAUCCAUAUUCGUAUUGCAUAUAAUUGCAGUUGUGUGGUUCACAUACAAUUUAGUGACCGGUCACUUCCCGAAGUGGCAAAGUACAGUUUAUGGGUACUUCGUAGGCAAUGUGGCGGGGUUCGGCGUCACGGCCGGCGUGCACCGGUACUGGUGUCACCGCUCCUACAAAGCCAAGUUGCCACUGCAGUGGAUCCUCAUUAUAUGCUACUCGGUGGCAGGACAGAACCCCAUCCCCGACUGGGUGCGCGACCACCGCGUGCACCACAAGUUCUCGGAGACCUCAGCGGACCCCCACGACGCGCGACGCGGGUUCUUCUUCGCGCACGUCGGCUGGCUCAUGAUGAGGAAGCACCCGGACGUCGUGCGCGAAGGCCGCAAGAUCGACAUGCGUGACAUCACCCAAGACCCGCUCGUGCAGUUUCAUACGAAACACUUCAAGUUGUUCAAGGCAGCGUUCUGCUUCGUGCUGCCGACGCUGGUGCCCGUGUGGGGCUGGUCCGAGAGCUGGGAGUACGCGAUACUCUCGCAGGUGUUCCUGCGGUACCUGAUGAGCCUGAACUUCACGUGGGCAGUGAACAGCUUCGCGCAUCUGUGGGGCAACAAGCCUUAUGACCCGAACAUCACGCCAGUUGAAAACUGGGGCGUGUCUGCCGUGGCCCUGGGCGAGGGCUGGCACAACUACCACCACACGUUUCCGUGGGACUACAAGGCGGCGGAGCUCGCCUACACUUUGAACCUCACCACGCUCCUGCUUGACGGCUUCGCGAAGAUCGGAUGGGCACAUAACCUCAAACAAGCAUCGCCGCAACUUAUAAAGGCGGUGGUCGAGAGAAAACACAAACAUUAAAAACCUAAGUUUGUCAAAUAAGAAUAAAAGGGUUAACAUUGUAGUACCGUCCCUUCCAAAUCAAUGUGAGAAAACGAGACGACACUACCUUGUUGCCACUUUUUAAUUACCUACUAAUCUUUUUUGCCAAGCUGUAUUUACUCGGUGAGAGAACUCGUAUUCGAGUUUCAUUGACUACAUUGCGGAGUUUUAUUGGUGUGCUGAGCUGAAUGUAUGUAACCUCAACAGUCUGCAAUGAAACUGAAAUAAGAAGCGAGUUCGUACGCCAUUUAAAGUUUUUAAUAAUGUCAGGCUGUCUCAUUUAGGACUGGCAAAUGAGAGAGUCGAUUUAGGUUUACCUACCUAUCUUA
Leguminivora glycinivorella is the source of this 1754-nucleotide messenger RNA. RefSeq names its product acyl-CoA Delta-9 desaturase-like. The transcript is spliced from 6 exons. Lineage: Eukaryota; Metazoa; Arthropoda; Insecta; Lepidoptera; Tortricidae. Gene Ontology annotation, biological process: unsaturated fatty acid biosynthetic process. Gene Ontology annotation, cellular component: endoplasmic reticulum membrane. The record is from RefSeq and is a predicted model, not a curated record. Gene Ontology annotation, molecular function: stearoyl-CoA 9-desaturase activity; iron ion binding. The coding region runs from base 283 to 1404 and encodes 373 amino acids.